Racocetra persica is the source of this 1317-nucleotide messenger RNA. The record is from the annotation of a GenBank genome assembly. NCBI's taxonomy places the organism in Eukaryota, Fungi, Glomeromycota, Glomeromycetes, Diversisporales, Gigasporaceae.
AUGUCUCAAUCAAGAGAAUCUGCAACACUUCAUGAUGCAGAACGAGAACAAUUCUUAAUUUCAAAAUCUUCCUCAAGAGUUGCUUUAACCGUCAAUGAUUCUGAAGUAGUUGAUGAGAAUGAUGACUUAUUUUACGAAAGUGAGCGAAGACAGGGCUUAGAUUCUGUAAUUACGGAUAUCGGAUUCGGAAAAUUUCAAAAGCAACUAUUGGUACUUUGUGGUUUCGGUUGGCUUGCUGAUAACGUGCCAAAUUCGAUAAUUGGUUUUCUAUCUAGUGCUUUGACAUUUGGUAUGAUGUUCGGUGCAUUAUUUUGGGGUGUCUUUUCUGAUUCUUAUGGGCGUAAACAAGCUUUCAAUUGGACUUUGGCGGUGACCGCUUUUUUUGGUAUAUUUUCAAGUUUUGCGCAGAGUUUUACCCAAUUAUGCUUUUUACUCUUUUUUUUGGGUUUUGGUGUUGGUGGAAAUUUACCGGUAGAUGGUACAAUUUUUUUGGAAUUCGUCCCCAAAGACCAGCAGCACCUUCUCACAUUUAUGUCUAUAUUCUGGCCAUUUGGAGGUGUUAUUACCGCUAUAGUUGCAUAUAUAGUAUUACCUCAAAAUAGUUGUCCUGAUGGUAUUUCCUGUGAUAUUUCAAAAAAUAAUGGAUGGAGAUAUUUGUUAGCUAUUUUAGGAGUUUUGACAUUUCUUAUGCUUUUAGGUCGCGUGCUUCUCUUUGGUCUUAAAGAAUCACCAAGAUUUCUUAUGGCAAGUAACAGACAUCAUGAUGCUGUAAUAGUUUUACGUGAUAUAGCCAAAAUCAACGGUCGUGAAAUUUCGGUUGAUGCUAGUGAUCUAACAAUAUCUGAUGAAGCUCCUCGCAGAGUAUCCAUAUCAAUGACAUACCCACCUGCCACUAUGCUCUCCGAUAAACAUUAUCAAUAUAAAAAUUUUUUUGCUGAUCCUAUACUUUUCAUAAAACAUCGUAUUGCAACAAAACGUCAUGAUAUGGCUCCUCUUUUUACACCUAAAUGGAUUAAAACGACUAUUCUCGUAUGGAUGAUAUGGUCUAUAGUAUCAUUGGCAUUUGUAAUGUUCAACUUGUUUCUUCCAAAAUAUCUCGAAACAUUGGCAAUGGAUACUGAGAUUGAUCAUUCGGACAUAUUAUCUCAAGUUUUAAAGGAUAUACUUGUAUAUUCCGCUUGGGGAAUACCGGGUUCUUUAAUUGGAACUUGGUUAAUUGAUACACCACUUGGUAGAAGAUAUACAAUGGCGGCUGUAUUUGAAACAAAAGUCAGGGGUACUGCAAAUGGGAUUGCUUCUGCAUUUGCAAGAAUGUGA